AUGCCCGAGCGCGGCGCCGCUCCGAGGACCUGGGCCGGCGGCGCCGCAAGGACGAGCCCAGCGGCACCAAACCGCGGGGCCGGCGCGGAGCGAGCGGCCACCGCGGACAGCGCGGACGGGGCGGCCGGAGGCGACGGGGACGGAGCGGGGCAGGGCACGGACGGGAGAGGGAAGGACAAGGAGCCGCUCUCGGUGCUGGAGAUCCUGGAGCUGAUCCAGCGGCGGGAGCUGGUGGCGGCCGACGAGCAGAUCAUCGCUCUGGAAGCCGAGUGCGCGGCCGCAUCCCCGUCCCCCCCAUCCCCGUCCCCCCCAUCCCCGUCCCCAUCCCCCGGCCGCCAGGCUCGGGACGUGGCUCUGCUGUACCGGGCGCUGCUGGCGCAGCUCUGGGCCGUGCUGGCCGAGGCCGUGGCGGCCGCUCGCCCCUUCCCGCUGCUGCGCUCCGUUAUCCGGGUGCUGCAGCAGGAGGACGCCGCGGACCAGCGGCUGGGGCCGGGCUGCGCGGGGCGGCCGCGGCGGCUGCGGCAGCGCUGGCAGGAGGCGGCGGCGCGGGCGGCCGGGGAGCGCCUGGCGCAGGCGGCGCCGCCGGGAGCCGCGGCCGGGGCCGGGGCCGGGCUGGGAGCGGAGCUGGCGGCGCUGGCGGCGCGGCUGCUGCAGGACCUGCGCUCCGUGCGCCGACACGUGGCUCCCGCCUUCCCGCCCGCGUACGACGCCGCCGCCGUCUAUGCCCGCGGGUACCACCGGGCCCUGGCGCAGCGCGUCGGGGCCGCGGCGCAGCGGCCGCUCGGGGUCACCGAGCUCUACGUGCUGCUGGAGUGGAACAGCGGCACCUACCCCCGGGAGGUGCUGGGACACCCCGAAGUGGGGGCUUUGCUGCAGGCGCUGGGGCCCCCCCUGCCCCCCGAGACCCAGCGCAGCCUCGAGAGCAGCUGCAUCGGCGCCGUCAAGGCGAAGGUGGAGGCAGCGCUGGCCCAGGAGCUGCAGCUCAGUGAGGACACGUGGGCUGAGGAGGUCACCAGCCAGGAGCUGCAGGAGGGGCUGGCCACGCGCGUCACCGGGCUGCUGCGGGCCCACGUGGAACGAGCCCCCCAGAUCACCCCCGAGUUCGGCAGGGAGAUGGCGCAGAGUCUGCUGGGCGUGCUGGUGACCUUCCUGCAUAGCUUCCAGCGGAAGGUGGAGCGGUUCCUGGAGGCACCCAAUGACUCAUCCCCACCCGACGGUGCCACCGGCCGCGCCAUCGCCCUGGUCAACUGCUGCCCCACGUUCAGGGGCUUCGCUGAGCGCCUGGCGCAGUUCGGGCACCCCGAGAGCGAGGAGCUGCGGCGCCAGGCCCAGGGCGCCCUGGACAAGGUGACCCGGAGCUGCAACCACGUCCUCACCCAGCGCCUCUUCGAGGACCUCAAGCCCUACUUCAACAAGCUGAUGAAGCGCAAGUGGCUGACGAGCUCGGACGCCUUCGACUCCAUCGUGCUGCUCAUCACCAGCUUCGCCCAGAAGCUUCGCCCGCUCCACCCCGAGCCCUACCAGGUGCUGGUGAGCGACCUGCACCGCCGGGUGCUGCUGGAGUACGUGCGGCCGCUGCUGUCGGGGCGCGUGGUCUGCACCUCGGCCAAGGCCCGCGCCCGCGUGGCCGCUCGCCUCAGCGACGAGGCCCGGCAGCUCCGCGAGCUCUUCACCCGCCUGGACUCGGCUUCGCCGUGGCUGGACUCGGUGGUGCCGCGGCUGCGGGAGCUGCUGGUGCUGGAGGACACGGCGGCGCUGCAGAUGGAGGUCGGGGUCCUGGCGAGGGACUUCCCCGAUGUCCGGCGGGAGCACGUGGCGGCGGUGCUGGACGCGCGGGGGCUGCGGAGCCCCACGGCACGACACGAGAUCCUGGGGGUGCUGCGGGACCUGGAGCGCGGCGGGGCCGUGGCACCGGCACCGCUGUCACCGGCAUCACCAUCGCGGCACCGCGCGUUCUUUGCUGAGCUGCCGGUGCCCGGCGCCGGGCGCUGUUUGCCCUUCCAGCUCCCACGCCUCGCACCCAUGGCCCGGCUGCGCCGGCGGCGCCCGCGCCUUUGAGACAGCGCCUAUGGGUGCGCAUCGACAGUGCCCAUCACCGCUGCAUCCCCAUCCCCUCCUCAUCCCCAACUUUAUCUCCAUCUUCAUCCCAUCCCCAUCUUC
Strigops habroptila (Kakapo) is the source of this 2160-nucleotide messenger RNA. RefSeq names its product exocyst complex component 3 like 2 (gene EXOC3L2). The record is from RefSeq and is a predicted model, not a curated record. Bases 1 to 2058 code for a protein of 685 amino acids. Gene Ontology annotation, biological process: exocyst localization; exocytosis. NCBI's taxonomy places the organism in Eukaryota, Metazoa, Chordata, Aves, Psittaciformes, Psittacidae. Gene Ontology annotation, cellular component: exocyst. Gene Ontology annotation, molecular function: SNARE binding. The transcript has 12 exons.